GGAAAAGAUCUCUGAGAAUGGCAAAAUGUUAUUCCUAUCAAUACGAGACAAACAAAUUAGAAGCAAUGACUGAGAAAUGGUCUCAGUAAAUUUUGGCAAAUCAAGGAUUAGUAUUUUUUAGCCCCUAAUGGCUUGAAAAGCAAUGAAGGGGAAAAGAAGGUCAAGAUUUUUCUUCCAUCUUGUAAUUCUGGUUCAAUAUGUUUUUUGCCAUCCACAUCUCGAGACGAAUUCGGAACUACUUUGUUGUGAGAAAUUAACCAACACAAGUGAUUUUCGCUGCUGGAAUGAAACAUCAGAGAUGAAUAGCACAGCGAAUACGGCAGUAACUGGCCAUUGUGUACGAGGAAUGUCGAAGAAAACAUGUUUUAAAGCAACUUUGUUGGAGCCAUGCCGAGAAAAUCCAAUGGAGAGUAUCAUACCUCUGGGGAAGAGAGAAAUACAUAUAGGAGCAUUCGUUCCUUUCCUAAAGGAUGAUAGAAACGGUCACUAUAAUGCUAUGAAGAUGGCUAUCGACAUCAUUAAUAAUAGAUCUGAUAUAUUGCAAAAUUAUACACUGGUGUUGGACGUGGAGGAUACUGCUUGGGACAAUGGUGCAUACGCCAUAAAGGCGUUCUACAACCUGCUAAACAAGGAAAGGAGACCUGCAAUAUUGCUUGGACCUUCAAGUACAGAGGCCUUAGAGCCUGUGGCAGAGGCUGCGCCACUGUGGAAGCUCAUUCAGGUUUCUUACGCGUCAGGCUCUCCAAAAUUUGAUUCAGGGAAAUAUCGCAACACUUAUCGAGGAGCUCCAUCGUCAACGUCAUACAGCAAGGCUAAGGUGGCCUUUAUCAAAUAUUUUGGCUGGAAAAGAGUGGCUAUACUCUAUCAGUAUGAUCCAGAAUUCUUUUCCCCGACGGUGGAUAAGCUCAAAAAUGAACUGAAGAAAAACAAUAUCAGCAUCAUUGCAGUGGAGGGAUUUGAACAGCUUGGCGACGUCAGUUUUCAAAUACGGAAACUCAAGUCUCUAGAUGCAAGAAUCAUAAUAGGCGAGUUUGGCUACGUCGGAGCCCAAAACGUCUUUUGUGAGGCUUUUAAGCAAAAAAUGUAUGGUCCGAACUAUGCCUGGAUAACAUUUGGCGAUGUUGCACCAAGCCAAAUAUUUCGAUCACCAGACAAAGAAAAGAUUCCCUGCACAGUUGACGAGCUGAGGCAAGCAGCUGAUCGUUACAUAUCGAUGGUCAAGCUAGAUAUUCGCCAAGAUGACAACGUAACGUUCUCUGGAAUGACUGCGGAAGGUUUUUGGAGUGAAAUGCUCAAGUUGAAUAAGAACAAGUCUCUCAGAAAAGAAUCUGCGUACGCCUUUGACGUAGCAUGGAUAAUCGCGUUAACACUGAACGCUUCCCUCGCCAAUGGAUUGGAGUACGAGAACCUCCACACGCCAGAUUACAAAUAUCCUCUUGGGAUGAAACAACUUAUCAGGAAGAUAAGUUUUCAAGGACUUACUGGUCCAGUUCGCUUUGAAGAUAACAGAGAGCGAUUGGGAACAGUUCUUAUCAAACAGAACAGGAAAGGAAAUGAGACCAGAAUUGGUCAACAUUUUACGUUCUCAGAUCAACUCCACAUCUUCAAAGAUGAAAAAAAAGAAAUAUGGCCUGAUAAGAUACCAAAGGACGACACUGUCAGAAAUUUUGAGUUCAUGAUAAUCCCGCUACCUCUUAUAGUAAUCAUGUGGCUUAUGGCAGUGGUGGGAAUCAUCUGCUCAGCAGGGUUUUUAUAUUUCAACAUCAGCAACCGAAAGCAUAGAGUUAUCAAGAUGUCGUCGCCGAAGCUCAAUAACAUAAUUAUCUUGGGAUGUAUACUUUGUUACGCCUCGGUUGUUCUUCUUGGAUUAGAUGCGAGGUUUCUUGAUAUUGGAGAAUACGGAUACAUUUGCAAUGCGCGAACUACAGUACUGUCCUUUGGUUUUUCUUUAUCAUUUGGUGCCAUGUUCAGCAAGACUUGGCGGGUUCACAAGAUUUUUACAGCCGCUAAGACUCUCAAGAAAAUGGCAAUAAGGGAUUUUCAUUUGCUUGUCAUUGUAGCAAGUUUAUUGUUGGUAGACUUAGUAUUCUUAUCCACAUGGGUAGCAAUUGAUCCUCUUAAAACCGAAAUAUUGCGCUUCGAAGAGUUGACACAAAAAGAACAAGAUGUUAUCAUUAUCCCUGCGUUAUUCCAGUGCACCUGUAGAUACAAGACAUAUUUUCUUGGGGUAUUGUUUGGCUACAAAGGAAUUCUCCUGCUGUUUGGGCUCUUCCUGGCUUGGGAAACACGUAAUGUUACCAUUCCUGCUCUAAACGACUCCCGAUACAUCGGAAUGUCGGUUUACAACGUGGUGGUGCUCUCCAUCAUUGGGGCUAUAGUGGCCAUUGCCUUGGAUGGAUCCAUGUACUAUAAAGCACCUUACGCCGUUUCGUCGCUGUGUCUCAUCGUGUGUACCACUGCGACACUCUUACUGGUUUUUGUACCAAAAAUGUAUCAAUUUCUAACAAAGGAUGAGUCGUUGACAACUCAGGCCUCGAGUAUGCAUAUCGGCCAAACUAGAAAAGGAGCAACCAGUAACAGCUUUAACUGUGGUACAAGCCCCGUCCUGAGGGAGCGUAACACCUCAUUUACUUGUAAAGGAACACAAACAGACUGUGAUGUCCCUGGAAGUGCAGUAAACCGAGUCAUGUUCCAGAGCAAAGGUUCCUCGUCAGAUGACAGACCUUAUGAAAUUCGGAUGGAAGACAUCGAACUUAAGGAAAGCAUGGUGGUAGCGUCCUCAGACCCGUGAGCCAAGCAUCAAAAACUAUUACUCUGAAAUUUCAUAAAACUUAUAACCGUAACAAAUCGAGUGAUGUAGCAGUAAAAAGCAACCACUUAACUUGUUAUAUCAUUCUACUGUAGCCUUUGUCAAAGUGUCAAAAUAUUUCCCGUUUUACCCCAGGUUAAAAUUAGAGAUGCAAAUGAGAUAAAAACUAUUCAAAUCCAUACUGUACAUACGUCCAAAAGUGAGUCUUCGUCUAACUUAUUUUGACCCAAAACGGUUACUUUACCACAGCUGUAGUUAACGACUCACGUUUUGACGUGACUGUGUUGCAAUCUUCUAGGGGAAAGUGGUAUUUCUUUCAGAGGUCGUCGGUCAGAUAUUCGUGAAGCAUUGCCUCGAUUUAGGAAGUAACGUCUAGUCAUUUCAACCACUUUGUCUGUUAACAGUAAUUUCUGUGCAAGUUUAUUUAACGAGUCUUUUCAUGACCUGAUUCCCAUCACCAUUCUCGAAUUAUCUCCUCCUUUACCUUGUUUCGAUAUUGUAACAAAAAAAUUCGGUCCUCGAGAAAGGAAUGAAAGGGGAGAGGGAUGUUUCGACAAAACUUGACAAGAGUUGUAGUCCUCUCGGCGAAUUACACUUUACUCGAUGCGACUGUAAUUUUCUUGGCAAGACUGAAGUGUGAAUAAAGAGAAAAGCUCGUGAAGAAGCCCUCAUUAACCUGCCAGCGUCGGUCAGGGUAUUUGUCAAAUCAAAUAAACUUGAAUCUUCUCCAACUAAAAUACUGAGCCUUCAUUAAGGAACUAUCAUAACCAGGGCAAAAGCAGAGACCCUCCAUCUGGAAAUUGUAAUCGUAAAAAAUCUAAUCUUCAGUGGCAAUGU
Molecule: messenger RNA, 3646 nt
Organism: Pocillopora verrucosa
Lineage: Eukaryota; Metazoa; Cnidaria; Anthozoa; Scleractinia; Pocilloporidae
Product: gamma-aminobutyric acid type B receptor subunit 2
Biological process (GO): G protein-coupled receptor signaling pathway; gamma-aminobutyric acid signaling pathway
Cellular component (GO): membrane; G protein-coupled receptor heterodimeric complex
Molecular function (GO): G protein-coupled GABA receptor activity
Source: RefSeq, a predicted model, not a curated record